AUGGAAGUGAAAUAAAAGGUUCUUUGUUUUCAUGGAUUUGGCACAAAUUCAGAGAUGUUAUCCUAUCAAUUGAGAUAGUUCAAGAAAGAAUUUAAAGAUAUUGAUUUCAUUACACUUAAUGGACCUAUUCCAUUAAAUAGGAACGUAAAAUUUUCUAAAAUCUUUUAGGUAAUUAUGGAUGAAAGUAUAGCCAAAAUGUUGGAGAAUUAGAAUAUUUACAGUUGGUUGAAUUUUAUGUAAUUUAAAAACAAUGAUAUUGAUUCAAGUAAGCUUAGAUUUAUAAACUUAGUAUUUUCUCCAGCACUAGAGGAAGUAGUGAAAAUAUUAAAGGAAUAAGGACCUUUUUUUGGAGUGAUGGGUUUUUCAUAAGGAUCUGCUAUUGCUGUUAGGUUAGCCUCUAAAAUUGCUGCUGGAGAGAUUGAUUUAGGCUAUGACUUAAAAUGCUUUAUUUUUGUUUCAGCAUAAGCAAACCAUAUUCCUGAAACAAAAUAAUUCUUAUGCCGAAUUCCUUCCCUUCAUUUAAUAGGGUUUAAUGAUUUUGUUGUGGAUAGGUAAAAAUAAAAAAUCUAUAUUAUAGAUCAAUGGGAUUAGUAGUACAAUUCCUAAAUCCCUAUGUUAUAUAUCAUAAUCAAGGCCAUAAAGUUCCUACAUUAACUUAUGAAUAAGUGAAAGAUCUAAAACGAUUUUUUGAGAAUCCCUUAUAAGAUUGGUCAAAAACAGUCUAUGUACCUAAAUUAGCUAAAUUGUGAUUAUAUAUAUAUUUAAU
Paramecium primaurelia is the source of this 766-nucleotide messenger RNA. The record is from the annotation of a GenBank genome assembly. Lineage: Eukaryota; Ciliophora; Oligohymenophorea; Peniculida; Parameciidae.